UUUAAACUAAAUUAAGCUUAAUUAAAGAAAAAUAAAUUAAUUUAAUAUUUUAUACAAAUUCCUUAAACUAUUGUAGAUUAAUUGCAAAAUCUCUUUAAAUAUAAACAAAAACAUCAAACAUAUCAACCAUAAAAUCAACUUGUUAAAGAGUUGUAUGAAUACAUCUUUACAAGCUGGCGCACACAAAUAUGAGACGUAACAAUAAUUAUCCCUACCAACCCCUCAACCAAAAUCCCGGACCCAGCAGAGUAGCACACGAUACGUUAGAGGAUGAAAAUGAGAAGGCAGCAGAAGAAUUGAAGCAAAAAAUUGGAGCUCUUAAAUCGCUCACCAUCGAUAUAGGCAAUGAAGUGCGUUAUCAAGAUAAACUUUUGCGCGGCAUGGACGAUGAUAUGGAUCGUACACAUGGAUUCCUGGGGAAUACAAUGCAACGUGUUAUAAGACUGGGCAAGAAUGGUGGCAGUCGUCAUAUGUGUUAUAUGAUUUUAUUCGUAUUAUUUGUGUUUUUAAUCCUAUAUGUGGUGUUGAAAAUAAAGUAAGGAGAGUAGUGUGUUAUAGUUUUGAAAAACUGUGAAUUUUAUAUGUAAUUAGUUCAACUUUUUUUUAUAUUGACCUUGAAAUAUUUUUGAAAAAAAAUAGUUGAUGUACGAUAAAUAAAUACUGCAUUUGCAAGUUAUAAUAAUUAUUUAAAUAAAA
This is a messenger RNA of Calliphora vicina (urban bluebottle blowfly), 696 nucleotides long. It is a transcript of the gene Bet1, whose product is annotated as blocked early in transport 1. The coding region runs from base 189 to 539 and encodes 116 amino acids. The transcript is spliced from 2 exons. Gene Ontology annotation, molecular function: SNAP receptor activity. Gene Ontology annotation, cellular component: SNARE complex. Gene Ontology annotation, biological process: endoplasmic reticulum to Golgi vesicle-mediated transport; vesicle fusion with Golgi apparatus. Lineage: Eukaryota; Metazoa; Arthropoda; Insecta; Diptera; Calliphoridae. The record is from RefSeq and is a predicted model, not a curated record.